Molecule: messenger RNA, 2878 nt
Organism: Pelobates fuscus (common spadefoot toad)
Lineage: Eukaryota; Metazoa; Chordata; Amphibia; Anura; Pelobatidae
Gene: SYT16
Product: synaptotagmin 16
Exons: 7
Coding region: 158-1966 (602 amino acids)
Molecular function (GO): phospholipid binding
Source: RefSeq, a predicted model, not a curated record
AGAAAGUUGGAGAUCUUUCGUGUUUGGGUCAACAAGGGAAAAGAAAGAGUUCUAAAGAAAAAUCAGGCGUUCUCCAGGGUCUUGCACGCAGAACUAAAACUGUGGCCUAUAUGCACAACUGAACACCUGCAGUUCUUAAGAUCAUCUCAUUCUGGUCAUGGUGGUAAACAUGGCCUCUCAGAAUUUCUUCCAGCCAGUUUCAUCGUGGAUCUCCCGCAUGUGUGAAGCCGUUCAUAUUACAGGAGGAGGCUCUAUAUCAAACUCAGUAACAAACUUAAACAAAACUCAGUCAGCGGGCGGCAGCGAUGAUGACUCUGAGUUUGAGGAAGAAUUUUAUGUAGAGCCGGAAGAAGAUUCUGAGGAAGAAGAAACAUGCUUUUCCAAAGAAAAUUCAAGUGUGCUCCAAGAAGAAUCUCCUAAAGACAUUUCUACUACGUCUAAACGAAUGGGCAGAGAGCAUGAAGAAACCAGCUGGCCAGAUACUCUUCCUUCAAUACCAGAAGAGGAAGAAGAAUCUUUAUUCAGUCAGAGAAACGGCACUGAUUAUUCUACACUGAGCAAUAUAGGAACUAUUAGUGUAACCAGUUAUGGGGAGGAUGAAGAACUAACUACAUCUUCAGACAGUGAUGAAGAAGUGUUUAAGCAGUUUCAAAUCUCAGUAUCACGCUCGCAGAGUUUUCGCUCAGCAGUAUCUGAAAAGGCAACUCAAGCCGGCUCAGAAAAUAAACAAAAAUUCAACCGAUUGCUCUCAAACCACGAGGAGCAGAGUACAGAGGCCUCUGAAUGUGAAGAUUUGGAUGUGCUGAGUUACCAGUCGUAUUACGAAGACGAUCACCUAUCAGUUCACUCAGGACAAAUAUCAGAGGCUGAAGAAGUCCAAAAUGGUUCAAGACAGGAAGCAGGGUCUCACUGUAGUGUUAGCCGUCAAGUCACUGAUGGAGGACAGGAGAUGGAAACGGCUUUUAGCAACAAUGGGUUUGAAGGAAAUGAUGCUACAGACAGCUCCUCUGCAUGGAGCCCAGAGGAACAAGUUGAUGCAGGCCUUCCACCAGUUAGCACCCAUGAACCAAUUUCAAAAUGUGGAGACCUGGAUGUCAUACUGGAUUAUAAUCCCGCCAAACAAAAACUGUCCGUAACAGUUGUGGAGGCGAAAGGGAUUCCAGACAAGGACCGUAGUGGUGUAAACACAUGGCAAGUGCAUGCUGUGUUACUACCGAACAAAAAACAGAGGGGAAAGACCACCAUUCAAAAGGGACCAACACCAGUCUUCAAUGAGACCUUUACAUUCCAUAAAGUGGAUAUAGAGGAUCUGGCUACCAAUGCUGUUCGGUUCCGCCUGUAUGCCGUGCUCAAGAUGAACCGCGAAAAAAUGAUGGGGGAGAAACUGUUCUACUUAAGUACUAUCGUCCCAGAGGGAGAGAACAAAAGGACACUUGUUCUAGAGCCCCGGAGCAACCUAAGUACCGGAGAUUCUCAGUUUAGUUUUACUGCAAUCUCUCAAAGCGACAGUGCGUCAUCCACGCAAUCCUUGUCUCACGGCGGCGUGCCAGAGCUACUUGUAGGCUUGUCAUACAACGCAACGACAGGAAGGCUUUCUGUGGAACUCAUUAAAGGUAGCCAUUUUCGGAACCUUGCCAUUAACAGGCCUCCCGAUACCUAUGGAAAACUUACUCUCUUAAGCGCUGUGGGUCAUGAGUUAUCACGAUGUAAAACAUCUGUUCGCCGUGGCCAACCCAACCCUGUCUACAAAGAAACCUUCAUCUUCCAAGUUGCCCUGUUUCAGCUCACUGAAGUCACCCUGAUGAUUUCAAUUUACAACCGUCGCACCAUGAAAAGAAAGGAGAUGAUUGGGUGGAUUUCAAUGGGUCAAAACAGUAGCGGUGAGGAAGAAAAGAGUCAUUGGUUAGAGAUGAAGGAAUCUAAAGGACAACAAGUGUGCAGAUGGCACACACUGCUUGAAUCUUAGGUGUAAAAGAACUGCCCUUUUUUGGGGGGGGAAAGUAGGAAUAUGGGUGUAUCACACCAGAAGACUCCAUGGCUUUACUCCAUGGCUGGAUUUUGUAUUAGCAAUCUAGGGGUGUGUCUAGGUUGUGUUAAGGUUUUGAGGCUCCUAGCAGACAGUGACAUCAUACAACUCUAAACAUUCAACCUAGGGUGUCCCAGGUUGGACUCUCCCCAAUUUAAACAAUAUAACACCUUUUCUUUUGCAUUGCACUAAUUCUUAGCACUGAUGUAGUUAAACACAAUAUUACAUUGAUUCAUCUGCUUCAACAUAGAAUUUUGCUUAAGAAUGCACUAUAUUUGUAAUGGGAAAAAACAGACACCAGAAAUGUUGUUCUUAGUAGUUACAAAAAAGUAAAUCCAUGUUUGUUACCGUAUGUAUAAAACAUUAUCAUGCAUUAGGUAAAAGGGGUACUUUCUUUACCGUGUUUGAGUACUGUUGGUAGCCAAAAUAGAUCUUAAAAUCGGAAACAUUUUGUGCCACAUAUAUCUAUGCUACAAAGUGACUCAUGUUACAUCAAGGAAAAGAACAAAGAGACAUUUGGACUUAAAUAUGAAUUCUCUUAAGGUAAAUUGCACCUAUAGCUGUAAUCUGUAUUACUGAACUGCCCAUUAUCCCUCUGAGUGCCUUUGGGGAGUGCAUUGCAUUGCCGUGCAGCAAGAAGAGGGUUCUGUUUUAGAUCUCUACAGAAAUGAUAAAUGUUCGAUAUAUUUUACUGUCAUAUUGUGAAAUAGCAUUGCAUAUUUAACUGCAUGAGCUCACAUAAAUGGUCUUCUCUGCUUGUAUUUUUAAUUACUUGGAAUGAAUUUGAUACUAAUUUAGACUGAAUUAUAUAUUUUCAGAAAGCAUGGAAAGCAAUAAAGAGUUUUUGCUGUA